UGCUUCGAAAAUGAAACUAGCUCGCUUGUUACUCAGAGAGAGACUCAGAAGGAAACGAAAAUAAAGCGUUCAAUUAAAAAAAUCUGAGGGGCGGUGGGUGUUUCCCUUUGAUACAGCGGAGGCGACAGAGCCACACGCUGGAAAUGUUGCCUAAACACACCUGGAUGGGACCUACAGCACUGACAUGGAAUUUGUAGCGAUAGGCUCAGCUACCUAUUGAUGCUGAAGUUCCUGUCACUAUGGCGCACUUUGACACAGAGUACCAGCCCCUGGAGGCGUCCUACAGCGACUCUCCUCCUGGAGAGGAGAACCUGUUGAUGCAUGUGCCUGAAGGGUCCAAAUCCCAAUGGCACCACAUAGAAAACCUGGAUCUGUUUUUCCAGAGAAUUUAUAACCUACAUCAGAAGAAUGGAUUCACAUGUAUGUUGCUGGGAGAACUCUUUGAGCUGGUUCAGUUGCUGUUUGUGGUUGGUUUCACGGUGUUCCUCGCUAACUGUGUGGAUUAUGAUGUCCUCUUUGCCAACAAGCUUGUAAAUCACACUAAUUCAUCUAAAGUCACGUUGCCCGGUGCGAUUUACCCUGUGGAAGUCUGCAGUGCCCAUAUCCGAAACAACACAUUUGUGAUCUUCUUGAUGAUAAUCUCUGGGGUGUUUUGGCUGCAUCGGCUAAUCAAAUUCAUCUACAAUGUCUGCUGUUACUGGGAGAUCCGAUCUUUUUACAUCAACGCCCUGAAGAUGAGCAUGUCUGAGCUGCCGUAUGCGACGUGGCAGGAGGUCCAAGCCAGGAUAGUUGAGAUCCAGAAGGAACACCAGAUCUGCAUCCAUAAAAAAGAGCUGACGGAGCUCGACGUCUACCAUCGCAUCCUCCGCUUUAAAAACUACAUGGUUGCCAUGGUGAACAAAUCACUCCUUCCUGUGCGAUUUCGACUUCCUGUUCUUGGGGACUAUGUGUUUUACACUCGAGGUCUCAAAUAUAACUUUGAGCUCAUCUUCUUUUGGGGACCAGGCUCUUUGUUUGAGAAUGAGUGGAGUCUAAAACCAGAGUACAAGCGAGGAGGCAACAGACUGGAGCUGGCAGACAGACUGGCGUCCCGCAUCUUGUGGAUCGGCAUCGCCAAUCUGCUGCUGUGUCCCGUCAUUCUGGUGUGGCAGAUUCUUUACGCCUUCUUCAGUUACACUGAGGUGAUCAAGCGAGAGCCUGGCAAUCUUGGGGCGAGGUGUUGGUCUCUCUAUGGCCGAUGCUAUCUGCGUCAUUUCAACGAGUUAGACCAUGAGCUCAUGUCCCGCCUCAGCAAAGGCUACAAGGCUGCAUCCAAGUAUAUGAACUGUUUCCUCUCACCACUGCUGACCGUGAUCGCUAAAAAUGUAGCUUUUUUCGCUGGCUCCCUUCUGGCCGUGCUCAUCGCCCUGACCAUCUAUGACGAGGAUGUUCUGGCAGUGGAACACGUUCUUUCAUCCAUCACUCUGCUGGGAGUGUGCAUCACAGUCUGCAGGUCAUUUAUUCCCGAUGAGCAUAUGGUCUUCUGUCCUGAGCAGCUGCUGCGGUUCAUCCUGGCUCAUAUCCACUACAUGCCUGACCACUGGCAGGGAAAUGCACACAGAUAUGAGACCCGGGACCAGUUCGCCCAGCUCUUUCAGUACAAAGCAGUGUGUAUUCUGGAGGAGCUGCUCAGUCCAGUGGUGACUCCCAUCAUCCUCAUCUUCUGUCUGAGGAGAAAGUCCCUGGAGAUCAUUGAUUUUUUCCGGAACUUCACAGUGGAGGUAGUCGGGGUGGGAGACACCUGCUCUUUUGCCCAGAUGGACAUCAGGCAGCAUGGACACCCUGCGUGGAUGUCCGAGGGGAAGACCGAGGCAUCGAUUUACCAGCAGGCAGAAGACGGAAAGACGGAGCUGUCGCUGAUGCACUUUGCCAUAACCAACCCUCAGUGGCAGCCUCCUCGGGAGACCACCCACUUCAUCAGCCAACUGAAAGAGCGAGUGCACAGAGAAGCCACGGGGGCGCCUUCAGAAACACACCCAAUGUCCUUAUCGGAGUCUGAACCUCGGAGUCUUGUGGCAAACCUCUUGGCAGGACCCUCGACGCUGGCUUCUGUUCAUUUCGGCCGGGACUGCUCCCUGAUCAAUCAUGCCAUCGGAUUGAGCGAUGGGGCGUCCGCCCUGCGCUCCCUCUCCCCGACCAGUGCCGGCCCUCACCUGAGAGGAAGUUUAAGUGUUGCUCACAAGAGCACUGGGCACACGGCCAAAUCAAUGGCAGGCUCCGGGACUGAUGCUCGGACUGUGAGCUCAGGCAGCAGUGCAUGGGAGGGUCAGCUGACCAGCCUGGUGCUGUCGGAGUACGCUUCAACCGAGAUGAGCAUCCACGCACUUUACAUGCAUGAGCUCCACAAGCAGCAGUCUCACGGCGUGUUGUCCCGCCACACGUGGCACAGACAAGCAAGCGACGAGAGCAGCGACAGCGUCCCCGAUGAAGUCCGGAGCGAGCCGAACCCUCACUCCAGAAACUUCCCUCGCUCGCACACCUUCCCCAACGCCGUUCCCAGUCCGAGUACCAUUCCCCCCUCAGCUUCAGACACCAGCAAUGCCACCCUGGGCCAGGAGGGGGCGAUACAAGGCAGCAGUCAGCGGCGCCACAGUGGACCCGCCACAGACUCUCUUGGAGCAGGAGGGAAAGUUGUCAGGUCUGCUCGUGUGCCUAUGGGAGGAUGGGCCGAGGAGGGCCAAGCUGCACCCCGACACCACGAGCCACUCCCAGAAGAGAGCUCAGAGGACGAGAUGCCUCCUCGCAUGCACAGGGUUACAUAACAAAUUCACCAGAAAAAGUAUCAGCGUCUCACCGUCUAUGACUCACUAAACACACCCUCAUCUCUGUAUGGACCUUUCCCCACCAAUGACCAUCUGAUUCGUCGGAUAACAAAGGAAAUGGGCAAUAAGGGUGUCAUGUGGUUCUCUGAAGUACUGAAAACACCUGGACAACUUUAGAUUGAUGUCGCUACAGUGAUCUUCAUGGGUACAGGGUAAAUCACUGUUCAUCAGCAGAGGACCUGAAGGAUCUAGUUAUUUCUAAGAACCACUAUUACCAUCACGUUACAUUUCACACCUUUAUGAGAUCAGCAGGUUGCAGCACGCCUGAAGAAUUGCUUGUUUCGUUACUAGGGGAAAGAAAAAAAAAAUCAGACACGAGAAUUGUUUAAAAACCGUUUAAAAAUGUGCUGAUACCAGACUUUGAUUGUGUAUGUCUGUUUUUGUUCUAUUAGAAUGAGGCUGUAGAUCCUGCGCUGUUCUGUCUGUCAGCUUGCAUCUGGCCUCUUCCCAAGAUCAAAAGCCUCAAAAAGAGUAAAACUCACAUGAUAUGUAGAAUUAUUUUUUCUGCCUUCAUUGCUUUCUAAGUAAUUUUUUUCUUUUUUCUUUUUUUUUUUAAUUCAAAACCCCUAAACCUCUCCUGCAAUCUGGCUGUUUGUGCCGAUAGAUGUUCGUUUAAAGGAUAAAUUGUACAGAACAUCCUGGUAUUCUGCAUGCUCACCCAUGCACAUUGUAAAUAUAAGUUUUGCAGCAGCCAAAUAAAAACAUUAUACAAACAAUAACAUUUGAAAAUAGAACAGACUAGCAUAGGAGUAAGGCCAGCAUCAUGCGGGUUGUAACCACAGUUGCUUUAUACAACCACAUUUUUUAAUGUUUUGUCUGUUCAUCAUUUACUUAUUUUUCAGUGGACUUCCUUGGACUAACGAGGCAGUUUUAAGCAUGUAAUACUGACUUUUCUGGCACACACAAAAAAGAAACAAAUACAAGUGCAUGUAUAUCAUCUACUCAUCCUUCUGAUGACCAAAAGUAGAUGAACCUCCCAGGAAAAAAACACUGCACUGUGCCAGAUCCUGCUUCAUCGCAACACAACAGUACUCUGUUCCUCUAUCUUUACGCCAGUUUCUUCCAAAAUGCACUUUAGGGAUUUGUCAAAGCAGAGGGUGUCACGUAACAUGGAUUGUGUGUAUGUGUAUAUUUUUCGAUAUACAUAUUUUUAAAUUAUUUUAUUUAUCAAAGGGAUGUGCCAUGAUGAUUGACAGUUGGUGAAUCAGGGAUGUGUUUUUUUGUGUUGUACACUUGAAUGGAGAAAAACUGUCAAGCUGAUAUCACGGUGGGAGACGUAGUGACCCAGUUCGGUUACGGUAUAUUAUAUGAAAUCGCUGUUGGACAUUUGUAAAAAUAUCAUUUUGUACAGUUGUAAAUCCACCUAUUAAAGAUAACACGGUGA
Messenger RNA from Salarias fasciatus (jewelled blenny), 4245 nucleotides. It is a transcript of the gene atg9a, whose product is annotated as ATG9 autophagy related 9 homolog A (S. cerevisiae). Gene Ontology annotation, cellular component: phagophore assembly site; autophagosome. Lineage: Eukaryota; Metazoa; Chordata; Actinopteri; Blenniiformes; Blenniidae. The record is from RefSeq and is a predicted model, not a curated record. The coding region runs from base 240 to 2801 and encodes 853 amino acids. The transcript is spliced from 20 exons. Gene Ontology annotation, biological process: reticulophagy; piecemeal microautophagy of the nucleus; protein localization to phagophore assembly site.